Messenger RNA from Carlito syrichta (Philippine tarsier), 1724 nucleotides. It is a transcript of the gene HTR4, whose product is annotated as 5-hydroxytryptamine receptor 4. The record is from RefSeq and is a predicted model, not a curated record. Gene Ontology annotation, molecular function: G protein-coupled serotonin receptor activity. NCBI's taxonomy places the organism in Eukaryota, Metazoa, Chordata, Mammalia, Primates, Tarsiidae. The transcript is spliced from 7 exons. Gene Ontology annotation, cellular component: plasma membrane. Bases 50 to 1333 code for a protein of 427 amino acids. Gene Ontology annotation, biological process: chemical synaptic transmission; regulation of appetite; adenylate cyclase-activating adrenergic receptor signaling pathway.
AGGACCCUGUGGGCACUGAAAUCCAGCUCACCCAUGCCUACUUCCUGUAAUGGACAAACUUGAUGCUAAUGUGAGUUCCAAGGAGGGUUUCGGGUCAGUGGAGAAGGUGGUGCUGCUCACGUUUCUCUCAGCUGUUAUCCUGAUGGCCAUCCUGGGGAACCUGCUGGUGAUGGUGGCCGUGUGCAGGGACCGGCAGCUCAGGAAAAUAAAAACCAAUUAUUUCAUUGUAUCUCUUGCUUUUGCGGACCUGCUGGUUUCGGUGCUGGUGAUGCCCUUUGGUGCCAUUGAGUUGGUUCAAGACAUCUGGGUUUAUGGGGAGAUGUUUUGCCUUGUCCGGACAUCUCUGGACGUCCUGCUCACAACCGCAUCGAUUUUUCACCUGUGCUGCAUUUCCCUGGACAGGUAUUAUGCCAUCUGCUGCCAGCCUCUGGUCUACAGGAACAAGAUGACCCCUCUGCGCAUCGCAUUAAUGCUGGGAGGCUGCUGGGUCAUCCCCACCUUUAUCUCUUUCCUCCCUAUAAUGCAAGGCUGGAAUAACAUUGGCAUAAUUGAUCUGAUAGAAAAAAGGAAGUUCAACCAGAACUCUAACGCCACUUACUGUAUCUUCAUGGUCAACAAGCCCUACGCCAUCACCUGCUCUGUGGUGGCCUUCUACAUCCCAUUUCUUCUCAUGGUGCUGGCCUAUUAUCGCAUCUAUGUCACAGCCAAGGAGCAUGCCCACCAGAUCCAGAUGCUACAACGGGCUGGAGCCCCCUCUGAGGGAAGACCCCAGCCAGCGGACCAGCACAGCACUCACCGCAUGAGGACAGAGACCAAAGCAGCCAAGACGCUGUGCAUCAUCAUGGGCUGCUUUUGCCUCUGCUGGGCUCCAUUUUUUGUCACCAACAUUGUGGAUCCUUUCAUAGACUACACUGUCCCUGGGCAAGUGUGGACCGCUUUCCUCUGGCUCGGCUAUAUUAAUUCCGGGUUGAACCCCUUUCUCUACGCCUUCUUGAACAAGUCUUUUAGACGUGCCUUUCUCAUCAUCCUCUGCUGUGAUGAUGAGCGCUACCGAAGACCUUCCAUUCUGGGCCAGACAGUCCCCUGUUCAACCACGACCAUCAAUGGAUCCACACACGUACUAAGGACAGAUUUUCUGUUUUGCAGAGACAUUUUUGCAAAGCCUUGGACAAAGCCUGCUGGUGGUCCAUUCCCAGGCAUGCUGAAUGUUAGGUGUGCAACUAUAAGAAAGUCUGCUGUGGGGGAUGCAGUGGAGUGUGGUGGCCCAUGGGAGAGUCAGUGCCACCCCCCAGCAACUUCUCCUUUGGUGGCUGCUCAGCCCGGGGACACUUAGGCCCCCAGGACAUUGACCCAGAAGACAGCCAUACCUCCGAGAGAGGGCCGGGUCCUGACUGCUGCUUGUGUGGGACUGCAUCUGGUAUUCCCUUCACCCGAGGCCCCCCAUCUGCCAAUACAAGCCCUGUGCACACCGGGUUUUUCCUGGAGAUUCCAGAAGGUGACACUGAGGGAGUCAGGGGACAUGAUGGGCUCAUCGUUCACUUUUCAUUUCUCAGUACUCCUUCUUCCUGGAGUCUCUACUCUUACCUCACAGUCUCUGGUGUCUCUGACAUGUCCCCCUUGCUGUUCCUGAUCUGUUUCAUGCCCUAAGCACAAUCACUCACUGUGUCUAUCUCCAUCAUAGAUGUCUCCAGAUAUGUCUUCUUUGCUGUGUCUUCUCACAGCGU